AUAAACAGAAAACAUUACAUGUGUGUUGCAAAUAAAUUAGUGAGUGUGUAGUAAAUGAGUUACUGUUGGGAAAUUGUGGUUUAAUUGUAGUAAUAAUUAAUUCAUUAGCAGAAAUUCUCUUCUGACGUCACUUCACGUGGAGUGUAUAAACUUCACACUGGUGAUGGCCGAACGCUUGUAAAUUCCCAACAUUCAAAACAAAAUGAUCGCAGGAAAAGUUUUCAGUGUUCGUUUAUUGUUUGUAAGUGUUUUGUGGUUAUUACAAACAACAAAUUACGUUUCAACCACCAAAAUAGAAUGUAUUCCUCUGAAACUUUGCCCAAUGGCCAUGAAUCUGAUCAAAACCAAGCCUUACGCCCCGGAAACGAUCGAAUUCCUCCGGUACUCUCACUGCGGGUUUGAUGGUCACGAUGCCAAAGUCUGGUGCACGGUGUUUUUAUAUUGCAAAACGCCCGAUUCCCGGAAUGGAAUUUGUAAAAACAUCAAAGAGUGCGAUUCUUUCAUGAAGUAUGUGGAGAACGUGGACACACAAGACCCAGUCGUGCGAAAAUACCUCAAGGAGUACCAGUGUAGCACCAACCAGGACCCAGUGGUUAAAAUCUGCUGUCCUGAUGAGGGAAAAUACAGCGACAUUUUCACCAGUAAUGACGUGCACGAACGGUUCUCAAACUUCUUCCCAGACCCUGGCCUAGGCGAAUGUGGGAAGCAAAACUCUGACAAUAAAAUUGUCGGAGGCACUGAAACCUACCUAGAUGAGUUUCCUUGGCUGGCGUUACUUAAGUACGUUAACGGAAAUAAAAUUCGUUAUUCGUGUGCGGGAAGCUUGAUUAACGAACAGUAUGUUUUAACAGCAGCACACUGUGUUGACCCGCAAAUCAUAAAGCAGAAAGAGCUUGGAAAACUCCAGAAUGUGAUUUUGGGCGAAUACGACACAAGAAACGAAACUGACUGCAUCUACCAAAAAUUCGGCACUGACUGUGCCGAUCCUCCCCAGGUUUUCUCAGCUGUCGAUUACAUUAUUCAUCCCAAUUACGACUCGUCGUCAAUGAUAAACGACAUUGCCAUCAUCCGUUUGAACCGCAAGGCUAAAUACUCAGAUUAUGUCCAACCAAUUUGUCUACCACCCAAAAAUUUGAAACUGCAAGGCAACGAAUCUUUUACGAUAAGUGGCUGGGGUCGUACGGAAUCAGAAGAAAGAAGUCCUGUUAAAAGAAAAGCAACAGUGCGUUACGCCGAUAAAAAACGCUGUGAUGCCAAUAACGGACGAAGGGGAAUUAGCGACCGUCAGAUUUGUGUGGGUCAAGGGGAUGGGGUUGAUAGCUGUUACGGCGAUUCAGGGGGUCCUUUAAUGUUAGAAACACAAACUAAAAACAAUUCUUAUGCCACUUUCGUCGUCGGUUUGGUCUCGUAUGGCUACGGGCGGUUAUGUGGCAACUUUCCGGGUGUUUACACCUAUUUGCCCGCCUAUCUAGAUUGGAUAGAGCAGCAGAUGAGAUGAAGUUUGCCAAAACUAAGACUGAAGUCCCGCAAAAGUAACAAACGCCAAAAGAAAAUUAAAGUUACUGACUGAAAUUAUUACCUCGAUGUGUAUUAUUUAACUUAAUACUUCCUCAUUUUUGUUAGAACUUAAGAUUAAGAUUAUGAUUUUUUUGAGGUGUAUUUAAAAACAAAAUUGUAAAUAAAUUGUGUCUAUGCUA
Tribolium castaneum (red flour beetle) is the source of this 1697-nucleotide messenger RNA. RefSeq names its product CLIP domain-containing serine protease B10. Gene Ontology annotation, biological process: proteolysis. The transcript is spliced from 6 exons. Bases 203 to 1498 code for a protein of 431 amino acids. Gene Ontology annotation, molecular function: serine-type endopeptidase activity. NCBI's taxonomy places the organism in Eukaryota, Metazoa, Arthropoda, Insecta, Coleoptera, Tenebrionidae. The record is from RefSeq and is a predicted model, not a curated record.